AUGACACGAGAACAAUAUAUCCUAGCAACACAACAAAACAACCUACCCAGAACCGAAAAUGCACAACUUUAUCCAGUGGGAAUUUAUGGAUGGCGAAAGAGGUGCUUAUACUUCUUUGUCCUUCUGCUGUUGGUUACCAUGAUAGUUAACUUAGCCAUGACAAUAUGGAUUUUGAAAGUUAUGAAUUUCACUGUGGAUGGUAUGGGAAAUCUGAGAGUCACCAAGAAGGGAAUCCGACUUGAAGGUAUAUCUGAGUUUCUCCUUCCAUUGUAUGUGAAAGAAAUUCAUUCCCGAAAGGACAGUCCGCUGGUCUUACAGUCUGACAGGAAUGUGACAGUGAAUGCAAGAAAUCACAUGGGGCAACUAACUGGACAGCUGACAGUAGGAGCAGAUGCUGUAGAGGCUCAGUGUAAAAGGUUUGAAGUGAGAGCAAGCGAAGAUGGCAGGGUGCUGUUUUCUGCGGAUGAAGAAGAGAUUACCAUUGGAGCUGAGAAACUGAAGGUUACAGGCACCGAAGGAGCAGUAUUUGGACAUUCAGUGGAGACACCUCACAUCAGGGCAGAACCAUCUCGAGACCUCAGACUUGAAUCACCAACUAGAUCCUUGAUAAUGGAAGCUCCUCGCGGGGUCCAGGUGAGCGCUGCUGCAGGUGACUUCAAGGCUACCUGCAGAAAAGAGCUCCAUUUGCAGUCUACAGAAGGAGAGAUAUUUCUAAAUGCAGAUACAAUCCGGCUGGGAAAUCUACCCAUUGGCUCCUUUACAUCUUCGCCCAGCUUCUCAAAUUCUCGACAGACAGUGUACGAACUAUGUGUCUGCCCCAAUGGCAAACUGUACCUUUCUCCAGCCGGGGUUGGUUCUACUUGUCAGUCCAGCAGUAACAUCUGCUUGUGGAGCUGA
Molecule: messenger RNA, 897 nt
Organism: Dipodomys spectabilis (banner-tailed kangaroo rat)
Lineage: Eukaryota; Metazoa; Chordata; Mammalia; Rodentia; Heteromyidae
Gene: Sgcz
Product: sarcoglycan zeta
Exons: 7
Coding region: 1-897 (298 amino acids)
Biological process (GO): cardiac muscle tissue development; heart contraction
Cellular component (GO): sarcoglycan complex; sarcolemma
Source: RefSeq, a predicted model, not a curated record